UUUUGUGUUGCACCUUCAGUUGCUCAUUUCUCGUGCGGCAGUUAAGAACCUCCAAAACUUGCUUGGUGGUUUGCAAGGCCCAAAUACGAAAGGAAAGCAGAUCGGCUAAUGUGUGCAGAAAUUGUGACUGAUCUCCACAGAUCGGACAAGAAUUCUUGGCAUCACUGACGUUCUUCGUGGCACCUAAUCAAAAAUCAAAAUGUAUUCCUAUUUUAUCGUAUUGGCAAUUCUGGUGGUGGAGCUCACCCAUUCACAGAUCUCUGGCUUUCAACAUGGCUCGACCAGCUCAUCCACACCACAGCUCCCCUGUAUCAGAAAGUAUAACCAGCUCUAUUGCGACCAAGGCGGCUUCAACUACCCCAUGUCGAGGAUCGAGAACUUCAUAGAUGAGAACAAGAGCCUCAUUAAACGGAUGUAUGGAACACUGGUCCAGGAACAGGUUCCACAGAGUGUGCCUAAAACCCCGGCUUCCACCACUUUUGUACGCAGCGUCCGGCAAUUUGGGCGGUUUAAGAGAUCCACUGAAGAAGGCUUUUUGGAGGACUUCCUGUUCGAGGAUGAGUUUUACAACGACCUAGAUGCUAAUUUCACCGCCCUGGAAGACAAAGUCAAGGAGUACGAAUACUCGCUCCAUUUUGGUCGCACCAAACGUCAAGCUGGAUUUCCCGGAGCAGACUCCACGGGGGAAGAUAAGAAUCGGGCUGACGCUUGUGAGUCCAAAACCGAGGUGUCCACGCCAUAUUGGGCCACCAACAGCAAUGGGGAUGUUCGGGCCAUCGUGAACACCAAGACAUUUUCGCAAGCUGUUCAUCAAGAGAUUUGCACAUCAUCCCGGACAAUUCGUUGUGCCGGCGAUUGCCAAUGUGAGCAGAAGUACAAGUGGCAUCGCCUCCUGGCUUACGAUCCUAAUGACGAUUGUUCAGGCAUUUUCAUGGAUUGGUUCCUCUUCCCAUCGUGUUGUGCUUGUCGGUGCCUUCGAAAUCCUCUCACGGGAGGCCUUCGAUCUUAAGUGGACAAUGCAUAUUAACAAUAAAACCGUUUGCAUUAAUACACACGAAAAAACAGUGCUUCCGAGGAGCAAUCACUUAAAAUGUGUCUAAAGUGUACAUACCAUGAUGGGAAGAUAACCACGAAGUCCUCCUCGGAAUUAUAAUGUUUAGGGCAUCUAAUAAAGAAACACGAUCUCAACACCUCUCGUAAGAGAAUUUGCCAAAACAAUAAAUUAUAUUUACCGAA
Messenger RNA from Tigriopus californicus, 1236 nucleotides. RefSeq names its product protein spaetzle 3-like (gene spz3). NCBI's taxonomy places the organism in Eukaryota, Metazoa, Arthropoda, Copepoda, Harpacticoida, Harpacticidae. Gene Ontology annotation, biological process: innate immune response; central nervous system formation; regulation of Toll signaling pathway. The transcript has 6 exons. Bases 200 to 1009 code for a protein of 269 amino acids. Gene Ontology annotation, cellular component: extracellular region. The record is from RefSeq and is a predicted model, not a curated record. Gene Ontology annotation, molecular function: growth factor activity; Toll binding.